This is a messenger RNA of Melampsora larici-populina 98AG31, 1486 nucleotides long. RefSeq lists its product as uncharacterized. Gene Ontology annotation, molecular function: nucleic acid binding; RNA helicase activity; ATP binding. The transcript is spliced from 5 exons. The record is from RefSeq and is a predicted model, not a curated record. The coding region runs from base 26 to 1486 and encodes 486 amino acids. Lineage: Eukaryota; Fungi; Basidiomycota; Pucciniomycetes; Pucciniales; Melampsoraceae.
CAAACCGUAUCAUAUCAUAUCAAAGAUGUUAUCAACAAAAAAUCAAACUCAAAUAUCAACUCAAGAUGGAAAACCAUUAGCAUCAUCUUCAAGUUCUUCAUCAAAUUCACAUUCAGACAACGAAGAACUCAAGCAAGAUGACCAAGAAGAAGAAGAAGAAGAAGAAGAAGAAGAAAAAGAAACCAAAGAGACCGAACCCAUCACCUUCGCCUCACUAGGAUUAAUCGAACCACUCUGUAAAGCCUGUGAAUCCUUAAACUUCAAAACGCCCACCCCAAUCCAAACCGAAUCAAUUCCCUACGCCCUACAAAACAAAGAUAUCAUUGGACUAGCACAAACCGGUUCAGGUAAGACAGCUGCCUUUGCUUUGCCUGUCUUACAAUCUCUUUGGGAUUCGCCUAGUGCUUUCUUUGCUUGUGUGUUGGCUCCUACUCGUGAAUUGGCUUAUCAGAUCAGUCAACAGUUUGAUGCGCUUGGAUCGACUAUUGGGGUUAAGACUGUGGUUAUUGUGGGUGGGAUGGAUAUGAUGAGUCAGGCUAUUGCUUUGUCUAAAAGGCCUCAUGUGAUUGUGGCUACUCCUGGUAGAUUACAUGAUCAUCUUGAACAUACCAAGGGGUUUAGUCUUAGGAACUUACAAUUCUUGAUUAUGGACGAAGCUGAUCGAUUAUUAGAUAUGGAUUUCGGACCAGUGAUAGAUAAGAUCCUAAAAGUGAUACCAAAAGAACGUAAAACGUACCUCUUCAGUGCAACCAUGACAACAAAAGUCGCCAAACUUCAAAGAGCAUCAUUAAACAAUCCAGUAAAAGUUGAAGUCUCAGCCAAGUAUGAUACAGUCUCAGCUUUAGUUCAAACGUAUCUUUUCUUACCUUUCAAACAUAAAGAUACUUAUUUAGUUUAUUUGGCCAACGAAUUGAGUGGGAAAAGUUUGAUUGUGUUUACGAGAACGGUUCAUGAUGCUUCUAGAUUAUCACUUAUACUAAGGACUCUAGGCUUUCCUGCUGUUCCGUUACAUGGUCAAUUAUCUCAAUCUGCUAGACUAGGAGCGUUGAAUAAAUUCAAAUCGGGUGAUCAGUCUCUACUCGUUGCUACAGAUGUGGCUUCACGUGGAUUAGAUAUUCCAGCAGUAGAUUGUGUGAUCAAUUUCGAUUUACCAACGAAUUCAAAAGAUUAUAUUCAUCGAGUUGGACGAACUGCAAGGGCUGGUAGAUCAGGUAAAUCGAUCACUUUGGUCACUCAGUAUGAUGUUGAAUUGUUACAGAGGAUUGAAGGAGUGAUUGGAAAGAAGAUGAACGAGUUUGAACAUCAAAAGGAACAGGUGAUGGUUUUGGGAGAAAGAGUGGGAGAAGCGGCGAGAGAAGUGGCAAGGGAAAUGAGAGAGAUUGAAAGGAAUGGAAAUAAGUUUAAUAGGAAAAGGAAGAGUGGUGAGAUGAAACCGAGCAAGAUCAAAAUGGUGAUCGAAGUGAGAUGGAUUCUUCAUCAGAGUUAG